Molecule: messenger RNA, 1167 nt
Organism: Fomitopsis serialis
Lineage: Eukaryota; Fungi; Basidiomycota; Agaricomycetes; Polyporales; Fomitopsidaceae
Exons: 4
Coding region: 164-1018 (284 amino acids)
Source: RefSeq, a predicted model, not a curated record
GACUUCCAAUGCGUGUUCGUGUACGACAACGUCGCGUCCCUGCAGCUUCCGCGCCCGGACACAGUGUAUCUGCUGGACUGGGAGCAGGGGAAGGUGAUGUGCUAUUGGAAGAUGAGCGGGCCCGACGGGGUAUGCUUCACAUCGCUCGCACUGGCACGCUCGUAUGACUAAACCGGACGCUUGUAAGGCUCUGUACGCCGAGUCUGUACGGCGGAAGGUCGAAUCCGUGCGCAAGGACGCCGUGCUCCUGGCGUCGCUGGACAUCUCGCGCAUCCACGACGCCCCAACGCACCCCCUGCCGCGAUACCGCAUCGCCGGUGUCCCAAACCACAUCUCCGCGUCGCGCAAGCGGCGUCGGGCCCUGCAGCCGGUCCAGGAGCCCCAGCCCAAGAAGGCCAGGACCGCUCAUCCCGAGGACCCCAAUAAUGAACCGCGGGACGAGAAUUCCGCUGGGGCGGCCGCCACAACCGCCGUCGGGCAGGGUUCUCACGCGAUGGCUCCCGCUAGCAGGGCUCCUCUGGCUCCUGUCGCGAAUCAGAACGCGCCUGCCCCUGGCAAGUCUGCUCAGUCUGUGCGACUUGGUACCUCGGCUGGCCCCGCUGCGCGUCCGACGGAGUUUGGGUUUAUUUCUGGCGGCUGUGGAACGACUGUCGCGACUGGCAUGGCAGCUCCGGGUAUCAUCGUCAAGGCCGAGGCACAGGACGACCGAGCCAUACUAAACGUGUCCUUCAAUACUACCCCGGACGGCGCCGAUAUGAAGGUCAAGGCCGAACCGAAAGUCGAGCUCGCCCUGCAGCGCGGUGCCGAGGACAAGAUGGAGGCUCUGCGCCGCGAGAUAUUGAAGACGUACGACUCCGACGUGCAGUCCCUCGCAGACAACGCUCGCCUCCGCGAGGCGAUCGCGCAGAUCCAGAAGCGCGUUGACCGUCUGCGCGCGGGAGGGGACCGCCGCGCCGAGCAGUCUAGGCGGUCGUGGCAGGAGUUCCAGGUGAAGCUGGGCAGGGGGCGGCGGGGGUAGGGUCCGAUCCUGGGUCGAUGUUCUUGUGCGAACGUCGGUGUGCUGGGGUUGUUUGGUUGUUGUUUGUGGUGCGGCGUGUAGUGAUGAUGGAUCUGCGUUAUCCUGCCUGGAGAGCAUUGCUUGACGCGUGAUGUGGGCCCGGCUGGUAC